AUGCGCCUCGCGGGCGGCGCCGGGUCCCCGCGGGCUGGGGGCUCCCCCCCCGGCAACGGCAGCCGGUGGCGGGCGGCGGAGGGCGGCGGAGGGAGCAGCAGCGGCAGCAGCGGCAGCAGCCCGAGCCCCGAGGAGGCUUGGUCGGGGUCCCCCAACGGCAGCCUGGGCGGCUGGGACCCGUUCGGGCGCGACGAGGAGCUGGCCAAGCUGGAGAUCGCCGUGCUGGCCGUCACCUUCGCCGUGGCGGUGGUGGGCAACGGCAGCGUGCUGCUGGCGCUGCGCCGCACGCCGCGCAAGGCGUCCCGCAUGCACCUCUUCAUCCGGCACCUCAGCCUGGCCGACCUGGUGGUGGCCUUCUUCCAGGUGCUGCCGCAGCUCUGCUGGGAGGUCACGCACCGCUUCCACGGCCCCGACGGGCUCUGCCGGGUCGUCAAGCACCUGCAGGUCUUCGGCAUGUUCGCCUCGGCGUACAUGCUGGUGGCCAUGACCGCCGACCGCUACAUCGCCGUGUGCCACCCGCUGAAGACGCUGCAGCAGCCCACCAAGCGCUCCUACGGCAUGAUCGCGGCCGCCUGGGCGCUCAGCCUGCUGCUCAGCACCCCGCAGUACUUCAUCUUCUCCCUCAGCGAGGUGGAGCGCGGCUCGCGGGUCUACGACUGCUGGGCGCACUUCAUCAUGCCCUGGGGGCCCCGCGCCUAUGUCACCUGGAUCACGGGCGGCAUCUUCGUCGCGCCCGUCCUCAUCCUCGCCACCUGCUACGGCUUCAUCUGCUACCACAUCUGGCGCAACGCCCGCGGCAAGGCGCGGCCGGGGCGGGCGGCGGGCGGCGGGCGGCGGGCGGGCGGCGGCGGCGGCGGGGGGGGAGCCCCGGCCCCGCGGCGGGGGCUGCUGCUCGCCCCCUGUGUCAGCAGCGUCAGGAGCAUCUCCCGAGCCAAGAUCCGCACCGUCAAGAUGACCUUCGUCAUCGUCUCGGCGUACGUCGUCUGCUGGGCGCCCUUCUUCACCAUCCAGAUGUGGUCCGUCUGGGACCAGCGCUUCCCCUGGCUCGACUCUGAAAACACUGCUACUACAGUCACUGCUCUCUUGGCCAGCCUGAACAGUUGCUGUAACCCAUGGAUCUACAUGUUCUUCAGCGGGCAUCUCCUGCAAGACUGCAUACAGAGCUUCCCUUGCUGCCAAAAAGUGAAGCAAACGCUGAGUAAGGAAGAUUCGAACAGCAACAGCAGGCGACAGACUUCUUUUACCAACAACAGGAGCCCAACCCACAGCUUGAACACCUGGAGGGAGUCACCCCACUCGAAGUCGACCAGCUUCAUCCCCAUUCCCACCUGA
Cygnus atratus (black swan) is the source of this 1332-nucleotide messenger RNA. It is a transcript of the gene AVPR1A, whose product is annotated as arginine vasopressin receptor 1A. Gene Ontology annotation, biological process: regulation of systemic arterial blood pressure by vasopressin; G protein-coupled receptor signaling pathway; positive regulation of vasoconstriction. Gene Ontology annotation, molecular function: vasopressin receptor activity; peptide binding. The transcript has 2 exons. The coding region runs from base 1 to 1332 and encodes 443 amino acids. The record is from RefSeq and is a predicted model, not a curated record. Gene Ontology annotation, cellular component: membrane. NCBI's taxonomy places the organism in Eukaryota, Metazoa, Chordata, Aves, Anseriformes, Anatidae.